AUGACAAAUGCAGAGGUUAGGUUGGCUUUUCAAAUGUUGGCUCAAGCUUUGGCGACUCAAUCCAAUAGAGACGUUGUAGCUCCGGUGAAUCCUAAUGUGAAUUCGGCGGCUUUAAGAGUAAGGGACUUUGCAAGGAUGAACCCUCCAGAAUUUUAUGGCUCUAAAGUGGAAGAGGAUCCUGAAAGGUUUAUUAACGAGGUCUAUAAGGUAUUUGCUAUUAUGGGGGUGAAUCCGGUGGAGAAGGUAGAGGUAGCUGCUGAACAAUUGAAAUAUGUUGCUCAAGUAUGGGUGUCUAACCCUAAACCUCAAAUUGGUAAUGGAGGUGGCUCUUCUUUAACUAGGUCUACAUGUGCUAAAUGUGGGAAGAAACAUGAUGGUAAGUGCCUAGCCGACACUGAUGAAUGCUUUAGUUGUGGGAAUAGUGGAAAAAAAAUGAGAGAUUUCCCCAUGCUUAUGGCAAUUGGAAGGGAAAGCAAACAAGCUCCUCCUAGCGGUUCAAAUUCCAAUGGUCCAAAGCAAAAUCGCUUCUAUGCUCUCCAAACCCGAGGUGACCAAAAGAGCUCUCCGGAUAAUGGCUCCGAUGGAGCUUAA
Molecule: messenger RNA, 591 nt
Organism: Solanum verrucosum
Lineage: Eukaryota; Viridiplantae; Streptophyta; Magnoliopsida; Solanales; Solanaceae
Exons: 3
Coding region: 1-591 (196 amino acids)
Source: RefSeq, a predicted model, not a curated record